CCGCAGCAUGCCGAUGUGAGGGCAGAAUUCAGAGACUCGUACUAUCAUUGCAACCCUGGACUGCCUACGUCCCCCUCACUGCCAUCCUACAUGAGGAGAGCGGAGAAGCCCGAGGGGCACAGACAGAUGAGACCCAAGACGUUCCCCGCCAGCAAUUACAGCGGCAACAGUCAACAAAUGCUGCAGGAGAUACGGAACAGCCUGCGCAACUUGUCCAAACCCUCAGACCCUCCUAAAGUGGACGCGGGUGCACAGGGAAAAAUCCCAGACGAUCCGAGGCAACAGGGACGCGGCAGUAACCCCAAACACCCCUACCACAAGGCCCUGCAGGAGAUCCGCAAGUCUCUGGUGCCCUUCGAAGUGAGCGGUUCGUUGCAUAAUGAGUCCAGCACUUCGGGCCCUGACAUAAACAAGCAGAUGCUGCUGGACGCCCCUGGGUUUGAGGAGCCGAACGGCCGCCGGGUCCCGCAUGCCUCAGACUACAUGGUAAAGGUGAACUAUCACGACGCGGUGAGGGAGCAGACGGGUCUCGCCAACCCCAACUCCUCUGGCCUGAAAGCUCCAGGGUCCUCUCACAUGCAGCAGGCUGUGCUGAGAAGGCCGAGCUGGAAAGGCUCUAAGGACGCCCCGCUGCCACAUCUGAUGCGCAGUGUCACUCCUCCUCCGAAUCGCGGGGCCAUGCCUCCUGGCUCCUCCUGGGACAGCAACCCAUCAACCAAGCCCUAUUCUGGGAAUCUGGAGUAUCUCACACCCCGCAUAUCUCCGGUGCCCCAGGGGGCCUGGCCCGAUGGCUACUCUGCCCCGGCAGCCCAGGCCCAGCGGGGGAUCAGCCCCGGGCCCGUGGGCCACCAACCCAUCAUAAUGCAAAGCUCAGGAGGAACCAAGUUCACCUUCCCUUCCAGCUGGACUCAGAACGGCAACCCCCAGUCGGACUACAUGCCCGGGGGCAGCAGGCAGCCCCCGCCCCCCCCGUAUCCCGUCGGUCAGAGCAGCCGGCACAGCCCCACAGACCAGCAGGCGGGGGGACCGGCGUCCUCCCCGUCUUACCUCAACGGCGGCAACAUGCCUCAGUCCCUGAUGGUCUCCAACCGCAACAGCCACAACUUCGACAUGUACAACCUGGGUCCUCCCCAGUCCUGGUCCCAGGCUCCCCACGCCCCUAACCAGCCCCAGUCCUCCUCUGGCGCCAGCGGCAACCAGGACCUGUCUCCCUCCUGGCAGCACAACCUGCCGGUCCGCUCCAACUCCUUCAACAGCCACCAGCUCAACGGCCGCGCCGCCCACCCGUCCGGCUCGCAGCCGUCGGCCACCACCGUCACCGCCAUCACGCAGGCCCCCAUCCUGCAGCCCGUCAAGAGCAUGCGCGUCCAGAAGCCCGAGCUGCACACCGCCGUGGCGCCCACGCACCCGCCCUGGAUGCAGCCGGCGCCUCCGGUUGCCCCCGCCUACACGGAGCCCCCCCCGCCGCCGCCACCGCAGAUCCCCGCCGCCGCCGCCGAGGCGCCCAGCUACCAGGGCCCGCCCCCGCCCUACCCCAAGCACCUGCUCCAGCAGCAGGCCGCGCCCGGCCCCCCCGCCUACGACGCCGGCGCCGCCAGGCCCGCCGCCGGCCGGGAGGAGGCGCCCGAGGAGGAGAGCGGCGGUGGCGAGAACGGGCGAGGAAAGGCGCCGGAAAGCCCCGAGAGCAGCGCGGAGAGGGAGAGGAAGCAGAUCACCACCUCGCCCGUCCCCGUCCGCCGGAACAAGAAAGACGAGGAGCGGCGGGGCGAGUCCGGGAGACUUCCUCUGUACUCCCCGCAGGCCUUUAAGUUCUUCAUGGAGCAGCACGUGGAGAACAUCCUGAAGAACCACCAGCAGAGGAUCCGCCGGAGGAAGCAGCUGGAGAGCGAGAUGCAGAGGGUGGGCCUGUCCUCAGAGGCCCAGGAGCAGAUGCGGAUGAUGCUCUGCCAGAAGGAAUCCAACUACAUCCGGCUCAAGCGCGCCAAGAUGGACAAGUCCAUGUUCAAGCGGAUCAAAACCCUGGGCAUCGGAGCCUUCGGCGAGGUGUGCCUGUCCAGGAAGGAGGACACGGGCUCGCUGUACGCCAUGAAGACGCUCCGCAAGAAGGACGUGCUGCUGAGGAACCAGGUGGCGCACGUGAAGGCCGAGAGGGACAUCCUGGCCGAGGCCGACAACGAGUGGGUGGUGCGGCUCUACUACUCUUUCCAGGACAAGGACAACCUGUACUUUGUCAUGGAGUACAUCCCCGGGGGGGACAUGAUGAGCCUGCUCAUCCGGCUGGGCAUCUUCAAGGAAGAACUGGCCCAGUUCUACAUCGCCGAGCUGACCUGCGCCGUGGAGAGCGUCCACAAGAUGGGCUUCAUCCACCGCGACAUCAAGCCGGACAACAUCCUCAUCGACCGGGACGGACACAUCAAGCUGACCGACUUCGGCCUCUGCACCGGCUUCCGCUGGACACACGACUCCAAGUACUACCAGAGCGGAGACCACGUGCGGCAGGACAGCAUGGACUUCAGUAAGGAGUGGGAGGACGCGUCCAGCUGCCGCUGCACUGACCGGCUGAAGCCGCUGGAGCGGCGGAAGGCCCGGCAGCACCAGCGCUGCCUGGCCCACUCGCUGGUGGGCACGCCCAACUACAUCGCCCCCGAGGUGCUGCUGCGGACAGGCUACACCCAGCUGUGCGACUGGUGGAGCGUGGGCGUCAUCCUGUACGAGAUGGUGGCCCAGCUGGGCGCCGAGGCCUCGGACCUGAUCGUGCAGCUGUGCCGCGGCCCGGAGGACCGGCUGGGCCGCAACGGCGCCGACGAGAUCAAGGCGCACGCCUUCUUCCAGAGCACCGACUUCUCCAGCGACCUGCGGCAGCAGGCGGCGCCCUACGUGCCCACCAUCGCCCACUCCACCGACACCUCCAACUUCGACCCGGUGGACCCGGACAAGCUGCGCAGCUGCGAGGCCGACGGCAACCACAACGACACGCUGACCUGCUGGUUCCGCAACGGCAAGCACCCCGAGCACGCCUUCUACGAGUUCACCUUCCGCCGCUUCUUCGACGACAACGGCCACCCCUACAGCUGCCCCAAGCCCAUCCGCUACGAGGGCUACGAGGAGGACCAGCCCGCCGACAGCGAGCGGCCGGAAGAGGAGGAGGAAACGCGGGGCCGAGACCUGGUGUACGUAUAG
Molecule: messenger RNA, 3180 nt
Organism: Menidia menidia (Atlantic silverside)
Lineage: Eukaryota; Metazoa; Chordata; Actinopteri; Atheriniformes; Atherinopsidae
Source: the annotation of a GenBank genome assembly